Molecule: messenger RNA, 4655 nt
Organism: Pogoniulus pusillus (Red-fronted tinkerbird)
Lineage: Eukaryota; Metazoa; Chordata; Aves; Piciformes; Lybiidae
Gene: CALD1
Product: caldesmon 1
Exons: 18
Coding region: 534-2888 (784 amino acids)
Biological process (GO): angiogenesis; actin filament bundle assembly; muscle contraction
Cellular component (GO): actin cytoskeleton
Molecular function (GO): calmodulin binding; actin binding; myosin binding
Source: RefSeq, a predicted model, not a curated record
GAGCAGGCAGAGCGAGCCAGGAGGAGUCUGCAGAGGACUUGCCAAGCGUCUGGAGGAGUUGCCAGCUGCCUGCAUCGGUGUGCAGGAAGGCAUCGAGGCAGCGCUGGCCUCUGCCUGCUCCCUCUGCCAGCUGCAGUUGCCGCAGUGCCCUAGUGCCUGGUGCUGCUCCUCCCUUCACCUGGGCAAGUCCCUCUGCCGCUGCUUCUGCAAGAACUUUGUCUUCUCCAUCGUCCGCUUCUGCUUUGGCUUCUUCUGUGGCUUCUCAGCACAGCAGUCCUGGCUCACUGAAGAGGUCCCAGAUGACUGGAAGGUGGCCAGCGUGGUGCCUAUCCACAAGAAGGGCUGGAAGGAACACCUGGGAAAUUACAGACCUGCCAGCCUGACCUCAGUGCCAGGGUGAUCACCUCUCUUUCCUUGGAGUCAUCAUUUUGAACUGGGCAGCAGCUGGUUUGCACCUGAAAAGCUUAGGAUAUUUCCUCCAAUUGCCUUCCUAUUUGGAUCUUUCCAGAGCUCUGAGCAGCUGAGCACCCACCAUGGAUGACUUCGAACGCCGCAGAGAGCUCAGGAGGAAAAAGCGCGAGGGGAUGCGGCUUGAAGUAGAGAGUCUGUCCUACCAAAGAAACGAUGAUGAUGAGGAGGAAGCUGCCAGAGAACGUCGCCGACGGGCUCGCCAGGAGAGGCUGCGGCAAAUGGAAGAAGGAGAUCUGUCAGGAGAAGUGACAGAGAAAACAGAAGCUAAUACCCAGAACAGCGUGGCAGAAGAGGAGAGCAAGCAUGCCACAUCCACCAGGGGAGCGGACGACGAAGCUGCGCUGCUGGAGAGGCUGGCCAGGAGGGAGGAGAGACGCCAGAAACGUCUGCAGGAAGCUCUGGAACGUCAGAAGGAGCUGGACCCUACGAUCACAGACGGGAGCUUGUCGCUGCCCAGCAGGAAGGCAGUGACCAGUGUGGAAGAGAACGAGAGCACGGGGAAAGAGGAGAAGGCUGAAACACGCCGAGGGCGCUGCGAGAUUGAGGACACAGAACCAGUUACCAAAGCGUACCAAAGGAACAACUGGAGGCAAGAUGAGGAAGAAGAGGGGAAAAAAGAAGGAAAAGACAAGGAGGAGGUACAGGAGGAGAAACCCAAGGAGGUCCUCGUAGAGGAAAAUCAGGUAGAUGCGACAGCAGAAAAACCCUCAGAUAAAGAGGAGGUAGUAGAAACAAAAAGUCAAGCCUUGAAUGCAGAUGAACACCAAGCAGAGAAUGGUACCAAUGCUGUGACCGAGGGGGAGCAGAGUGUAACUGAUGCUCUGGAUAAAGAGAAGCUUAAGGAUGAGGAAAGGGCUGAGGUGGAAAGAAAGCAAGCAGAAGAAAAGGAGAAACUUGAGGCAGAGGAAAGAGAGAGGUUAAAAGCAGAGGAAGAAAAGAAGGCAGCUGAGGAAAAGCAGAAAGCAGAAGAGGAAAAGAGGGCAGAAGAGGAAAAGAGGGCAGCUGAGGAAAGAGAGAAGGCUAAGGCAGAAGAGGAGAGGAAAGCAGCUGAGGAAAGGGAGAAGGCUAAGGCAGAAGAGGAAAAGAGGGCAGCUGAGGAAAGAGAGAAGGCUAAGGCAGAAGAGGAGAGGAAAGCAGCUGAGGAAAGGGAGAAGGCUAAGGCAGAAGAGGAGAGGAAAGCAGCUGAGGAAAGAGCGAGGGCUAAGGCAGAAGAGGAGAAGAGGGCAGCUGAGGAAAAGGCUAAGCUAGAAGCAGAGAAAUUACAGGCAAAACAAAAGAUGGAAGAAAAGAAACUAGAAGAUAAACAGGUAAAAGAGAAGAAAGCGCAAGCGGAAAAACCUCCAGCAGCUUUCCUAACAAAGCAGGGGGAAGAGAGUAAAGUGGAAGCUAAAAAGGAAAAGCUGCCGGAUGAGAAGCUCCAACCUACCUCCAAAAAAGAUCAGGUAAAAGAUGACAAGGACAAAGGAAAAGCACCCAAAGAGGAAAUGAAAAGUAUCUGGGAUCGUAAGAAGGGAGUCCCUGAACAAAAGGCACAGAAUGGAGAACGUGAACUUGCUGCCCCAAAACUUAAACCUACUGAGAAUGCCUUUGGCCGCUCCAAUUUGAAAGGGACUGCAAAUGCUGAGGAGGCAAAGCUGAGGGAGAAGCAGCAGGAGGCAGCAGCAGAGCUGGAUGAGCUGAAGAAAAGGCGGGAGGAGCGCAGGAAGAUCCUGGAAGAGGAGGAACAGAAGAAGAAGCAAGAGGAGGCUGAAAGAAAAGCCCGAGAGGAAGAGGAAAAGAGGAGGAUGAAAGAAGAAAUUGAAAGGAGAAGGGCUGAAGCUGCUGAGAAGCGUCAAAAGAUGCCAGAGGAUGGUGUCUCUGAAGACAAGAAGCCAUUUAAAUGCUUCAGUCCUAAAGGUUCAUCUCUCAAGAUAGAGGAGCGAGCAGAAUUCUUGAACAAAUCAGCUCAGAAGAGUGGUAUGAAACCCACCCACACAACAGCAGUUGUCUCCAAGAUUGACAGUAGACUUGAGCAAUACACCAGUGCAAUAGAGCAGGGCACAAAGACUGCAAAACCAGCUAGGCCUGCAGCCUCUGACCUUCACGUUCCAGCCGAGGGUGUCCGUAACAUCAAGAGCAUGUGGGAGAAAGGGAAUGUUUUCUCCUCGCCCUCUGGGGCAGGAGCACCCAAUAAGGAAACUGCUGGACUGAAGGUUGGUGUUUCCAGUCGGAUCAACGAGUGGUUAACCAAGACCCCAGAGAGCAACAAAUCACCUGCUCCAAAGCCUUCUGAUCUAAAACCAGGAGAUGUAUCUGGCAAACGUAACCUCUGGGAGAAGCAGUCAGUUGAAAAGCCAGCUUCUUCUUCUAAGGUAUCAGCUAUGGGGAAGAAAUCAGAGACUAAUGCAGGUUUGAGACAACUUGAGAAAGAACCCUAGAAGGCCACUAAAGAAGCUGAACCACUUGGCUGGGGGGAAAAAAACCCAAACUAAACUUAAAAAAAAAACAGAGAGAGAGAGAAAGUGCUAAAUUGUUCUUUUUAUUUUGAUGUUUAUUUACCAAAGUGUCUGUUGGUUUCUGCAUUAUCCCAGUUAAACCCAGGUAUAUUAGCACUGUAUUUAAUAAUCAGUCUAGACAUCCAUCCUGAUAGUACUGCCUUUGCACAAGAGCCUUUAUUCCUGAAGAGAACCCAUGCUGUGAAAUAUAGAAGACUUCUCCUACUGACAGUCAUGACUGACCAUGUCCCUGAGCAGUGAUUUCAACUGGCAUAAGAGGUCGAUGGAGCAGAGUUGCUUAAAGGUGUGCAGCAAACCUACAGGUCCAAUGGUAAUCCAUAAAGUCUUUCUUUCUGCACUUUAAAGGCAUGGAAGAAACCUCUUUUAGCUGACAAUGUAAGUUGCCCAUGUCAUGAGAAAUACUUCACCAAUAACAUAUUUUAAUGUGGGUGGGUUGUUGUUGUUGUUGUUUUUCCUUGGAUUUAUACUUCUUUUUUGUUGUUUUAAAGCAUCAUUUUUUUUUCCCAUGCUAGUUUAAGUUAAUGCCUAAAUUUGGAUGAUUAUAUUAGCAGACAGUGGUACUGAUACUCCUUUUGUUUUUGUUGUUAGCUAGGAAUUGAAUGCCAUUUUAGAGCAUAUAUACACACAUAGCUUUACAAAGUUUAGCACUACUAACAGUAGAAUGCUUUUAAUACCUGCUAGAGUAUUAUAUUUAGUGAUAAACAUACCUAAGUAGCCAAUAGCACAGCUUUAAAAUAAACCCAGAAAUAAAUCAAGACAAACCCACAGCACUUCUCUGCAGUAAGAUUUCAUUAUACAGGUAUUGGUGAGAUGAGUAUUAAAAAGUUUAAAUGUCAGUUGCCCAAUAAUGGGUAAUUAAAAAGAAAAGUAGAGUUAUUAAAAGAGGCAAAGGUAAGGGUGUAAGAGGGUCAGAAAUAGGUCACUUGUAUAAAACCUUGUAGUUUAAUUUAUGUAAAACUACCAUAAUUAAAAAGUGUAAAAAGAAAACCAACCCAAAAACCCAAACCAACCCCAAAACCAAACCAACCCAAAACCUAAACCAAGCUGGGGCUUGUUUCGAAUAGGCUCCACGCUGGGGCUUGCCAUCCGUUGGUGCCGUACGCUCAAGUCCACCUGAGAUGAAGUAAACCUCUCUUUGUAGUGCUUCUUUUGAGCUCCCUCUCCCUUAACAUCUUCUUUUGAUGGAUGUUUUCAUUUGUAUAUAGUAACCACCUGGCUGUAAGACUUUGGCUUGGUUUGACUUUACUUGCCACACAGUUUAGCAUUGACGUCCUCCAGUGUCACAAACUGAGCAACUGAAGCAGCCCCUGAGCACGUUGUAAACAGCUCUGUUGUGCCUUGGACUGCCCAGGAUCCUCCUCUUCACCACUUCCAUCUCUGACAGCAGCUGACUUCUUCCUAAAGAAGGGUAAUGUUCUGUGUCAACCCAAAGAUGAACUCCCCUGCUCAGCUGAAACAUCUUGUGUACAUAGAGAGCUGCACAUAGUUAUCCGUAGGGGGUGAAACUCUGCCUGACCUUGUCUGGGAGUUGUCAUGGUUGUGUUUUGUUUUUUUUUUUGUUUGGGGGGGUUUUGUAAACACUCCUCUGAGUCUUUCAAAUGCAUCCAAUAGCUGCAAUAAAAAAAAAAAGUUCUUUGCUCAAUGUAUUCUGAAACUGCAUCCACAAUAAAUGGAAUAUUCCCAUCGGCA